Messenger RNA from Glycine soja, 2205 nucleotides. Its product is annotated as cytochrome P450 86B1-like. The transcript is spliced from 2 exons. Gene Ontology annotation, molecular function: heme binding; iron ion binding; monooxygenase activity. The record is from RefSeq and is a predicted model, not a curated record. The coding region runs from base 205 to 1893 and encodes 562 amino acids. Lineage: Eukaryota; Viridiplantae; Streptophyta; Magnoliopsida; Fabales; Fabaceae.
UACAUUCUUAUUCCCAUAACAAUUUCAACCAAGCAAAACAUCCCCAAAAGUGAACACCCCCCACUUCAAAUAAAACUUGUGCAAUAGCAGUUUAUCAUUCAUUACCCAAUUGCAAAAAUUUCAGCUCACCAAAUCAAACUGAUUAUGCAAAACUAAGCACGUACGCCAAGAAACACAAGGCAUGCACCACUUCAUAUAACACACAUGACCAACACCACCACCUCCACAAUAUUACCCUUCAAUCAAACCAAUCCCAUGCAUUCCCACAUUCCCUUUCAUUCCAACACCAUGACCAAACCAAGAAACCUCAAUCUCACCUUCCUCCUGCAAGACAUCCAAAUUUUGGAGAUUUUCCUUGCAGUUCUUGUCUUCAUAAUCAUUCAUUCCCUUAGACAAAAGAAGCAUCAUGGCCUAGCUGUUUGGCCUGUCCUUGGAAUGGUUCCUUCUUUGGUGACAGGACUCAGAACCAACCUGUAUGAAUGGAUCACAGAAGUGCUCAAAAGACAAAACGGGACAUUCAGAUUCAAAGGGCCUUGGUUUAGCAACCUCAACUGCAUUGUCACUUCUGAUCCUCGCAACCUCGAGCACCUUCUCAAAACCAAGUUCCCUCUCUACCCCAAAGGAGGGUACUUCAGGAACACAGUUAGAGAACUACUAGGAGAUGGCAUAUUCAACGCAGACGACGACACGUGGCAGAAGCAAAGGAAGACAGCAAGCAUUGAAUUUCAUUCAACCAAGUUCAGGCAAUUAACAACAGAAUCAUUGUUUGAGCUUGUCCACUAUAGGCUCUUGCCUGUGUUAGAAGCAUCAGUUAAGAAAUCUGUUGCAAUAGACCUCCAAGACAUUCUCUUAAGGCUAACUUUUGACAAUGUUUGCAUGAUAGCAUUUGGUGUCGAUCCUGGUUGUUUGCAAUUGGGUUUGCCUGAGAUACCAUUUGCUAAAGCCUUUGAGGAUGCAACUGAAGCCACGGUGUUUCGCUUUGUGACCCCUACGUGUUUGUGGAAGGCCAUGAAGUUUCUCAACUUGGGGAUGGAAAGGAAGCUGAAUAAGUCCAUAAAAGGGGUUGAUGAGUUUGCUGAGAGUGUCAUUCGGACUAGAAAGAAGGAACUCUCUUUGCAAUGCGAGGACUCGAAGCAGAGGUUGGAUUUGUUAACCGUGUUUAUGAGGCUGAAGGAUGAAAAUGGACAAGCCUAUUCGGAUAAGUUUUUGAGGGAUAUAUGUGUGAACUUUAUAUUGGCAGGGAGAGACACUUCUUCUGUUGCUUUGAGUUGGUUUUUCUGGUUGCUUGAACAGAAUCCUCAAGUGGAGGAGAAUAUAUUAGCAGAGAUAUGCAAGGUGGUGAGUCAAAGGAAGGACAUAGAAAGGGAAGAGUUUGAUAAUUCUUUGAGAUUUAGGCCAGAGGAGAUCAAGAAGAUGGAUUAUUUGCAUGCUGCUUUAUCAGAAGCCCUGAGGUUAUACCCUUCUGUGCCUGUGGAUCACAAGGAGGUAGUUGAAGAUGAUACAUUCCCAGAUGGAACGGUGCUGAAGAAAGGGACGAAAGUGAUCUAUGCAAUCUAUGCAAUGGGAAGAAUGGAAGGCAUAUGGGGGAAGGACUGCAAGGAGUUCAAGCCAGAAAGAUGGUUAAGAGAUGGAAGGUUCAUGAGUGAGUCUGCAUACAAAUUCACUGCCUUCAAUGGUGGACCACGCUUGUGCUUAGGCAAAGAUUUUGCAUACUAUCAGAUGAAAUAUGCUGCGGCCAGCAUCGUCUACCGCUACCAUGUGAAGGUGGUGGAGAACCACCCUGUGGAGCCAAAGCUUGCCUUAACCAUGUACAUGAAGCAUGGAUUAAAAGUUAAUCUCUACCAAAGGGAUGCUGCACAAAUUCAAAAACACUUGGAAGAUGGAUUAAAAUGAACUAGUAAUGAUGGUCAUGCCCUAGUAAUCUUUUUCUUUUUUUUGUUUCUUAUUUGGGACAUGAUGAAGGUCGUUAUUUAAGAUGAUUGUAAGUACAUAACGAUAAAGAAAUAGGGUUGGAUUUAGUGCUGCUCGGGAAAUACUAAAUAAUGGAGUUCAUGUUGAAUGUGUUGGUUGGUUAUUCCGGAAUUGGAUUAGCGAAUGAAUAUUAAUUUUUCUCGUAGGUGUGAACUAGAAGAUAGCCAGGAUUUUUCCUAGAAUGGUUGUGCUUAUUAUUAUUCGCUCUUUAAUGGAUAAAUAAUUAGUUCCCAA